Dioscorea cayenensis subsp. rotundata (Guinea yam) is the source of this 528-nucleotide messenger RNA. RefSeq lists its product as uncharacterized. The record is from RefSeq and is a predicted model, not a curated record. NCBI's taxonomy places the organism in Eukaryota, Viridiplantae, Streptophyta, Magnoliopsida, Dioscoreales, Dioscoreaceae. The coding region runs from base 1 to 528 and encodes 175 amino acids. The transcript has a single exon.
AUGGACAAAGAAGAGGGGGCACUUGAGAAAACUCCGGCGAAGGCCUUAAGACACCCACCAAGGCCGAAAAAGCGCGGGGCAUUCAACAUUGUUCGUGCCGCACUUUUUAUGGCACGUAAAAACAAACCAAGCUCUGAUAUCAUUAACUCCAACGGUAAAGGCCUUUGGAGCUAUUUUGUAAAAAGUAUGCGUCCUUUGUAUCAGCAUAAUCUUGAUGGUCAUUUAAAAUUACCAUUAUCUCUUCGUCAUGCUCCAAUGAAUAAUGUUGACAUUCCUCCACCUCCACUGCCGGAGAAUUAUCAUGAUGUUCUUUUACCGCCACCUUCUCCGGCUUCUUCUACAGGAGGAAUGAGUAGGUAUGCAUCGGCAGAGGAUUUAAAGGAGUUUGAAGAAAGUGAUGAGGUUGAAGAUGGAGUGGAUGAAGAGGUCAAUCAGAUCGAUUUGAAAGCCGAGGAGUUUAUUGCGAGCUUUUAUAAGCAAAUGAGGGUGGAGAAGAUGGAAGAGAUGGGUGGCCGGAAUUAUGUUUGA